This is a messenger RNA of Castor canadensis (American beaver), 3136 nucleotides long. NCBI's taxonomy places the organism in Eukaryota, Metazoa, Chordata, Mammalia, Rodentia, Castoridae. The record is from RefSeq and is a predicted model, not a curated record.
AUGCAUCAUUAGGUGAUUCCAUCAUUGGGCAAGCUGUGUCCUUAAACUAAGAUAGCUGCAGCAUCCUAUGGGACCAUCCUAUAGGAACACUGUCCAGUCCAGAUGAAACAUCAUUAUGCAGCACACUAACUGUAUUUGCACAUUCUGCUAAUACACGGCCUGUAUUGUAGAGUCCUGAGUGCCAUCCUUGUUCAUUGUGGUUUUUGCAUAUAUGCAAGCCCAUUGUUUGUCUUUUGGGAAUUCAUGAUGAGAUAACUAUGGAAUUUUUUAAGGUAUCAGUGUAUUUUGUUAUUUUUGAAGAUGAGGGGGUCAGUGAGAGUGACUAAGUAGUAAUAGUGAAGGCCCAGGUGACUUAGGGAGGUGCUUGCUGUGUUUAUUGGGCAUUUGGCUGUGCCCUUUCUCCUGAAGUCUCAUGACUACAAGGCUACCUCUUGCUGACUGUUUCACCCUUUACCUUUAUUUUUCCUGCAGACUUCAGUCCAAGAGAACUGGCCUCACAGAGGGAGAACUAGCAGUGUCCUCUUUGCUGUUUUGGUUUAACCCUGAGUAUAGUUUCCGACCUUACAGGGACAUUUCUGUGGUCUGUAAAUAUCCAAUUGUAUCAUCAGAGCUUUAUUUUUAAGACUUUCAAGUGAGAGCCCAAAAAGGUUAAUUUCUGAGAAGCAAAUGCUGGCAUUUAUGUUUUAAUCUUAGUGAAGUUUUAAAAUUUAUAUUCUAGGAACUCAACAGAGGCAAUUGUUAUCCCGACUGCAAAUUGACCCAGUAAUGGCAGAAACACUGGAGAUGAGUCAAGAUUACUAUGACAUGGAAUCCAUGGUCCAUGCAGACACAAGAUCAUUUAUUCUGAAGAAGCCAAAGCUGUCUGAGGAAAUAGUAGUGGCACCAAACCAAGAGUCGGGGAUGAAGACUGCAGAUACCCUUCGGGUUCUUUCAGGACACCUUAUGCAGACACGAGAUCUUGUACAACCAGAUAAACCUGCAAGUCCCAAGUUUAUAGUGACGCUGGAUGGUGUCCCCAGCCCCCCAGGAUACAUGUCAGAUCAAGAGGAGGACAUGUGCUUUGAAGGAAUGAAACCCGUAAACCAAACUGCAGCCUCAAACAAGGGACUCAGAGGUCUCCUCCACCCACAGCAGUUGCAGUUGAUGAGCAGGCAGCUUGAGGACCCUGAUGGUAGCUUUACCAACGCUGAGAUGAGUGAACUGAGCAUGGCACAGAAACCAGAAAAGCUUUUGGAGCGCUGCAAGUACUGGCCUGCUUGUAAAAAUGGGGACGAGUGUGCGUACCAUCAUCCCAUUGCACCUUGCAAAGCCUUCCCCAAUUGUAAAUUUGCUGAAAAAUGUUUGUUUGUUCAUCCAAAUUGUAAAUACGAUGCUAAGUGUACUAAACCAGAUUGUCCCUUCACUCAUAUGAGUAGAAGAAUUCCAGUACUGCCUUCAAAACCAGUUACAGCACCAGCGCCAUCCCCUAAUGGUCAGCUCUGCCGCUACUUCCCAGCUUGUAAGAAAAUGGAAUGUCCCUUCUAUCAUCCAAAACACUGUAGAUUUAACACUCAGUGUACCAGACCUGACUGCACAUUUUAUCAUCCCACCAUUACUGUACCACCAAGACAUGCCUUGAAGUGGAUUCGGCCACAAACCAGUGAAUGACAUGCAGUCUUACCUGGCAGAAGAUCAUGCAGUUUGAAAGCUUCCAUCUACCAAUGAAAGAUAUUCUACAGACUUGUCAUACCUUUGAAAUUUGGAAUAUAUUGCUUUCAUAAUAUGAAGUUUAUUGCCUAUCUGAAGUGUCUAAUUUUUCAAGUUUGUAAGUUUAUUAAGUGGUUUUAACAUUGGGUUUUGUUGUUCCUGUUUUGUUACUAUGAAAAGACAAUUUAAGGAAAAGCUAAAUUCUAUUAAAACAUUUGAGGCAUGUUUGUACACUGCUGUUUAAGAAUCAACAUUUAAAAUGUGACAUCGUUGUGACAGUACUGAAGUUUACUAUAGUGAGGCCAGUGCUCUGAAGUUGAAUUUGCACUUAAACUUUUCCCAAAGAUGAUACAUGUUUAUAAUCCAACCUUAAAAAAAGGUGUGUCCAGAAGUACUGGGGCAGCUUAAUGUAGUCAUUCAAAUCUGCUUUUUAAUUUUUAAAUGAGUUUAUGACUGCUACUUUGGUAAAUGGUUCUCAGGUCCCUUGCCUGCUGUUGGAGGAAUGCCAUGUGAGUGUAGGAUGAAAACAGGUGGAAUAAGAGGUGCAAAAAAUAUGAACAGUUCCGUAAAUGCUUUCAUUUACUAUUAACAUACUUUUUAAAUAAAUUUUUUGGGGACUACAUUAUAAAAUUAUACAAAAGUUUUUACAAAUAUAUACAUAAAGUAUCAGAAAAGAGACUUUAAAUUCACAUUAUAAAUACACAUAUAUAUUCCUGCAUUCUAAAAAAAAACAUUCUCAGAAAUAACUCCACAGAAAGUAUAGUUACUACUGAAGAUAAUUUUUGAAAUGUAAAAAUUAGAUUUUAGUAGUAUAUUUUAAAUGACAGAACUAUAUAAUUACAGAGAUCAGAUGGGUACAUUGCAGAAAAGGACGAUACUUAGCCUACUGUAUUAAUUAUGGAGUUUUUUGUGUGUAGUCUUUAAUUGUUAAGGCAAGAAGUGUCAAGUGUUUCAGAAUUAAAUAACAAGUGGAUAACUGAUUUCAAAGAUUUGACGUAUAGCAGUGUUUUUCAAAGAGCUUAAAGGAUGGUUAGUAAAGGGUGAAUUAAUGCAAAAGGGAUAAUAUUCAAAUGUUUUCAGGACCAAAUUAAACUAACACUGUAAAAAUUCAGUUCAUCGAUUUGCAGAGUCAUAAACCCAAAGAAUAGCAAGUUCACAUUUGUAAAGGUCCAUGUUUAAGAUGUAAAGCCAGCCUUCUGUUGUGAUCAUUGCUUUUCCAUUGGGAGAUGAAAGAAUUGACAUUAAACUGUUUGGUAAGUUGAAUUUGGUUGUGCUGAUCCCAAAGAUUCAAAACACCGAAAGAACAAAGGGAGCACACAAGGGCCCAAGCUGCUGUUAGGCUUAGGUGAAAUAACAGUUGAGUGUAUUUCAUUGAAUUUAAUGCAUGUUUUCAUUCUAGUGUUAAGAUGCUUUGCAUCAUAACAGAAGAAAUUUCUUUCAAAUUGUGUGU